UUUUAUUUCUGUGCACACGUGAGAGAAAGGUUUCUCAGUUUUACAUGUUCCGAAGAAGAAAUUUGACCCAUCAAAGCAUUUCGGCUUUCCGUUACCGAUUAGUUAUAGGAAGGUUUAAUUAAAAUAUGACUUAUUUCAGACAUGUUUUGUUGUUGUUAGAGUUCAUCCUUGAUCUGUGCAUAGCGCUGCCUCGCUCAGUAGAAUAAGAUGAAUGCCCAGAUUCACACAGCGGCAGUUUUGAGUACUUCCUGUUCAGUGAAGUAAAAAUGGCGACUCCCAUGGAGCUGAUCUGCUGGGGUAGUGAUUGGGGUUUGCCAUCCGUACAUACUGAUUCUCUUAUUGUUAUGGCCUACGCCAAAUUUUCAGGAGCUCAGCUGAAAGUACUGCCUAUUGACUUAACAUGGAGGACCUUAACAGGAACUGUGCCAGCACUGGAGUUUGAUGGGACCACUGUAACAGAGCCUGUGCACAUUUUGAGCUAUUUAAGGAAACAGAGAUACAAUGCUGAUUAUGAACUCACAGCUAAACAAGGAGCUGAUACAUUGGCCUUUAUUGCGCUGCUUGAGGAGAAACUGCGUCCGGCACUGUUGCAUACAUUCUGGGUGGAUGUUGAAAACUACUCCAAUGUAACAAGACCAUGGUUUGCUUCCAGAACCCCAUUUCCACUGAACUUCUUCCUACCUAGCAGGCUGUCCAGCGAGGCUCUGUCUCGGAUUAUGUUGACUAAAGGGGAACCUCCAUUGCACAGCAUCAGUGAGGUGGAAGCAAAAAUUUACAGUGAAGCCAAAGAGUGCCUGAAUCUUCUUUCGCAUAGAUUGGGGACAUCCCAGUAUUUCUUUGGAAACAUGCCAGCCAGCCUUGAUGCCUUCGUUUUUGGAUAUAUUGCACCACUUCAUAAAGCAGACCUUCCUAAUGGACAGCUACAAGUGCACCUGAAGCAGCUGACCAACCUUGGCCAAUUUUGUGAUGCCAUAAUUAAAACUUACUUUGUAGAAAGCGCCUCUGGUUUAUCUCCAGCCAGCCAGGAUGCAGUAGAUGCAAAUCUGCAAAAGCUGACACAGCUUGUUAAUAAAGAAUCCAACUUAAUUGAAAAGAUGGAUGACAAUCUUCGCAGCAGUCCUCAGCACAGGCCCAGGAGGUCGGAUCUGAAACCUUCCCUCAUCUCUGAAGAAAGAAAUUCUUCAAUGCCGGCAUGAUCCUGGCUGUUUAAUGGAUACAGUUUAAAUGAAUGCAAGAUCUGGUACACCUUCGGACUUUAGCAGGCAAAGAGAGUAUAGAUCCCAACACUACCUUGGCAGAGAGGACUGCUUCUGUAUACUUUCUUCUUUUGUAAUGAGGCAUUGCAGUUUUCCUGAAACAAAAGCGCACAGUGAACCAAUUUUGCUUGGCAGGUGUCAAGUUGCUUGCAUUGUGCAGACAUUGCCUUAAUAUUAUCUGCUUGCAAAUUGUGAAUUAGGUUAUACAUUCUCAGCAGAGGUGUGUGAUGGAGUUCAGAGGCCAAAUUCUUGUUAAAAAAAUACUGAUGGUAUAUUGGUCAUCUCGAAAUAAUGGAAAGCAACAGUUUAGGGAACUACAGCAACAUGAGUACAUGUAAAACACACUGAUCUGCCAAUAGAGUAGCUGAGAACAGUGAAAAGAGUGCAUUCUCAUUGAGUACUCUAAAAAUGAAAGCAUCUAACUAGAUUAAAGAGUCCUGGAGCUGUGAUGACCUACUGUAAAAAGCAUGAAGGAAAAUUGCUCUGAAUUGGAAAAGUGGAUGAGGUGGCAGAUGAGAGGAAAGAGACUUUAUUACAAGAUAUGGGGGAAUCUCAUGAAAGAUUGUAAUGAAACAGUUUGUGAGGUGCAGUUUCAUGGUUUCCAAUUUAAUUGGUGAGUUCUCAUGAUUUAAACAUACUGGGUUUCCAGUACUAGUGAAUGAAAUGUCAGCAGUAGAUUGCAUCAGUGAACAUUCACCAGGUAAUGUUGCAGAUCAUAUCCUGAGUAUAAUUCAGUUCAACAAUUAUUAUCUCUUGGGGGAGCUUUGUUUUGCAGAAUCCAACACAACAACACAAGAUACAAACAUCACCAACAAAGAGUUCAGUAAAAUCUGUGUUUCAGAAGAUGAGAGAAUAAUGUUAAUUUCUAGAGGGAGUUAAUGAUUUUGUAAGUCUAUUUCCAUUACACCUUGGGGCACAGAGACUUUUCUCAGGUGGGAGUAGUGUAAGUGUACGGGGGAGGGGAAGAUCCACACACUCCAUAAUGCCCUGUAGUUCUUCCAGUAUAAAUACUGCACAGUAUGUAGAUUGAAAGCAUUCUAUUAUAGUGAACAUUUUAUAAAACUUUCUCAUAUUUAGGUAACAUCCGUUCUGCAAGUGAUUCAAGAUUUUAUGUUUUUGAGAAGGACUGAAAUGAAUGAAAAACAUUUGGACAUUUGAUGCUGUAUUUAAGUAUAAAUGGAAUUGUGAAGUUUUGUGUUAAACUUAAAGGGACUGGAAAGUGAAAUAAUUUCAAUAUUUUAAUAUAUUAAAAUGUUAUAAACAGACUUGAAAUUCUAGUGUUAAGCACUGUAGUUACGACAACCGUGUUAAUCAUAGUAGCUUGACAGUUACUCAAAGGCACUGCAAAGGCAGUGAUAAUAUAAAGUUUAGCAUUGGUACCAUUUGUUAACCAUUUAAAAAAUUGUGGAAUAUUUACCCAUUUUCCUAAGGAACAAUUAAGACGUGGAGGGCUGCACUGUGAUGACUAAUGCAGUCUACUGUAAUCACUGUGCUUGGAAAGAACAUUAUGAUAUAAUGCAUCCAGUGCAAACCUCUUUUUAAGUUAUGUGAUACAGGAAGAUUUAUUCAAGGUAACACCUGAAAUAUCACAGCCUUAAGAUUUUCUUUACUACAUUUUGGCACAGAAUGAUUCAUUGUAGUGAUUUUAUCCUUUUUCCACUUCAAGAUAAUGAAAUAGGCUUUGUAUAUUCUUGACUCAUUAAUAGCUCCCAUGUUGAAAGUGUUUGCUUUGCUGCUGUCCGUUGAAAGAAAAUGCAUGAAAGCUUUGUUUUGGGUAUCAGUUUGUGUUUUGGUAUCUGUAGAAUUGAUUCAUUAAUCAAGAAUCUUAAGCAUGUUGUUUUAUGUUUGUUUGUACAGAGAGAGUAAUUAAACAUUCUCAAAGGAUUAUAAUCUCUGUGGUUCCCAUCCUCAGCUAUCUCUUAAAUAUUUGUAUACACGUCCACUAUAUAAGUAACUGUUGCAGUCAGGCUAGGUAAUAUAUUUACAAUAGAAAUGAGAACAUAUGUACAGUAACAGAUGUUGUGUCAUAGUUACCUUUUGUGGUACUGGUCUAUUGGUCAAUUUUAUUCUUAUCAAGUGCCUUCUAGUUCAAGGCAUUUUACUUUAACUACAAAAAAGUACAGUAAACAUAAAAUAAUAAAUCAUGCAUACAUGUGAAAUAUGAAAUAUAAUAUUUCAAGAAAAUGAUAGAAAUAGAAUAUGAAUUAAAGAGCAUCAAAAACAUUAUGUUUAAAGUUGGACUUAAGGAUAGUAAAACUUGAAGGUCAACAAGACAAUUUUAUAAUUUCAGUUAUAAAGAAAAGUGUGCUCACACACUUAGCUGAGCACUGCUAGAGUUGUGUGGAGUUGAUUGUCCUAGCUUGGUGUGGAAAUCCCCACCUUCUUACACAACAGUGAUCUAUGAGAAGGAAGAUUUGUGUAAGCAUGAACCAAGUGCUAAAUUACACUUCCAAUCAAUGCUAACACUUCUGCAGAUUAUACUGGCAGGUCCACACUGAGUAGGACGGCAUGUUCACUUCUUAACCUGCCACACUGGUACGAGAAUGAUAGCUUUAAUUUUCGGACUCAUGCAGUACUGUAUGUCUACUGUUGAGUGUCCUGUAUCAUUUUUAACAUUACUUUUCAUUACUUUCACUAGUAUGUGAAAGAUGUGCCCUAAAUGCAUUUUUAACCUGUCAUUAUUGAUGUCUAUGCAACCAAACAAAAAAAAUGUUUUUGUGGAGAUUUUGAAAUGCUUGGAGCUGCCUAGGUUUGAUUUAUGAAUCUAUUUGUUUAGACUAAAGUCUGGUUGUUUUUCAGCUCCCAAAGAGAAUAAAUCAAGAAACCUAUAAAAACAAGUCAUCCGUUGUCCUUUAGAUCUACUGAGAGCUUCAACAGAUGUGAAGUUAAAGCCAUAAUUGAUGCCUGAUUCAUUUUGAAGAUCUGAAAGGAAAAUUCAGAAGCAGGGAUACUCAUCUACAGUAUUAUGCAUGUGAAAUUUUACGGGAUGAAAUAGCAGCUAAAAUUCCACUGAAAUGAAUGUAGUAUUUUUAUAAAUGUCAUAAGAAUUAUGAAGUGUCAUUAAUUUAAAAAAGCAUUACUUAAACAACCUGCAGACAUUAGACUUCUGCUAAUAAAACCUAAUUUCUAAUCCAUGAGUCAUGUAACGUGCUGUGUUACCUUGUAAGAGUGUUUAUGUUUGCUUCAGUUACUCAGCAGGAAAAAAAAACAAAUUCUAAAACAAAGACUUCUACAUAUUUUUUAUGUCCCAUUUCAGGGUUAGAUUAAACCACUGUGGAAAAGCACAAAAAUACAGAUCAGGACUUAUCAACUUGGCUUAAAGCAAAAUUUCAAAAUGUGCAUAGAAUAUAUUAGAAUUGUGGAUCAACAUAAAGAAGUAAAAAUGCUUUGAAAAGAGUAGAACAUAAUUUCUGAUUUCUUCUCAGCAGUGUAUUUAAUAGGUUAGAAUAUUUGAAUGUAUCAUUUGCAGUAUGUUUUUUGGUUGUGCAUUAAAAUAUUAAGACUAUUUUCUCAGUAUCAGUUACAAAUAUUGUUUUUUCUUUUACAUAAUACAGAUGUGUUGCUAAUUCACAUUGUUAAUUUGUUCUUGAAUAAAAUAUCAAGAUUCACAGACAUGCUACAACCAGACAAAGCCUAUCUUAGGACUUAGGUCUAGUUCCAGAAGACACUUAGCUGAACAGUGCUGGAGUUGUGUGGACUUGAUUGUUAUAUUUGUUGGUGAUAUGAUUUCAUGAAUUAUUCACAUUGUUUAAAAUAAACAUUGGAAAACCCCCAUCAUAACUAAUACUGGUGUGUAACUGUAAAGUAAUGUACUCAUGUUGAAAAAAGUCAGAAAACCCCACAAACAAGCAACAGUUGAAAGUGGCUGCAUUUAAGAUUUGAAAAAGACAUAUUGUCUGAUUCAGGAACAUAUAAAAAAUUUGGUGAUGUUGAUGGGUCACAGACUUGAAGCAGACAAUGCAUAUAAUGGGUAUGCAUCCAAAUACUAACAUUACAAUCAUUUAAUUUGUCCCAAUCCUUAAGCUCACCCAAAUUGGGGAGGAUUGAACAGAACAAAUGACAUUAUUAUAACAUGGCUAAAUACACAGCAAAAAUAAUAGAUUUCACUUCACUGUCUCAAGAUUUGUUCUUUUUUCAGUGUAUAUGUGGGUUACUAUAUACUAUAGUAGUGGAACUGAAAAUUAUAUAAAUGUAAAUACUAUUCAGUACAAUUUAAACAUUUGUGAAUGUCCUAUAUGCUGCCUUAUGAAUGUGCUCUAUACAACAAUUUUGUUGUCAGUGGCUUUCUGUAAUCUAAGGCAUUUAUAAUUAGUGGGGUUAUCAAAGUAAUCAAAGUGUAGUUGAAACUUGGUUUUAAGUGGAUUAUUAUGAGAUAUUCCAGAUGUUGUCAUUUGUUUUUAUGUAAUGAAUGUUCAUUUAAAAAUGCUUGUAAAUCUCAUUUUGUAUAAUUAAAUGUCCAUAUAAUAAACACUUCUAUUUAAGGUAA
Messenger RNA from Lepisosteus oculatus (spotted gar), 5742 nucleotides. It is a transcript of the gene mtx3, whose product is annotated as metaxin 3. Gene Ontology annotation, cellular component: SAM complex; cytoplasm. Lineage: Eukaryota; Metazoa; Chordata; Actinopteri; Semionotiformes; Lepisosteidae. The record is from RefSeq and is a predicted model, not a curated record. Gene Ontology annotation, biological process: mitochondrion organization.